AUGGCAGCGAACCAAAGAAUGAAUUUCACACCGUUUCAGUCUUCCACCUACUUUGAACUCGGGGGCUUGAAUCUCUUUGGUAGCCUGAUCGACCCGUUCUUUGCUAACAUGAGUCUAAAAGAUCGCUACUAUCUAUCUUACUUCGCAGAAGGACUAUGCCCACAACUCGUCGCCAUAGACCUACCCGGCCACAAUCCGUUCCCAAGAUUACUACCAAUAGGGGCUUGUAGCCCUGUUUUGCAGUACACCAUGGUCACUGCUGCGGCUCUUCAUAUGUCGAAUGUUCUCAGGCCAAGUUCUGACCAUAACCCCCAAGAUAUCAAUGCGGGCUACUGGGACCCAUCUCGAAGAGCCAUGGUGGACGCAUUAGAGGCCAAGCAGAGAGCACUCUACCUUCUCCGUAUCGCUUUCCAAAACUUGGAAGCCGAGGACAAGGAUAUGGUGCUUACAGCGGCCAUGCUUCUUGUCACCGCUGAUAUGAUCGACUCGGGGAAGCACGGAUCAAAGGCGCAUUUAGAUGGUAUUGGGUGGCUGCUGAGCCAUGCGCAACCCGCGACGACCGUCGGCGAGAUGCUCAAGGAUUUUGUAAUCUCCGAUUGCUAUAUAUUUUAUGUUUUCGCUUUGACCUUUAUGGACCCAAUACCUAAAUCGUCAGUCGCCCUUAACAGUACACUCGCCUCCUCGGCGAUCCACUAUGCCGCCCGCAAUAGCUUCAUUUGCUGCCCAGCUGAGAUUCUACAAAUAUUAUGGUCAACAGCAAUGAUACUACAAGAACCAACUGAAGACCACACUAUCAAGACUAACAAAGGAGUCAAACUCAUAAUGGAGACCAUGGCUUUUGAUGUUGAAAUGUGGUCACACGAUAUUCAACAUGUUCCAAAAGGUCGACAAGUAACCGAUAUUCAGAGCCGGAUACAUACAGGUUACACGCAUCAAACCGCAUGCUGUUUAUACAUCAUGUAUGCCAUCCCUUCAGUCAGAGACUUCUUACCAGAAAAUACAGAGCUUGAAUUGGAACAAGGUCUGAUGUUUCAUCUCCGAGCAAUCAAUGACGAAGAUCCAAAUUUCAAAACGUCGUUUUGGCCCACGUUUGUAGCUGGAGCUCAGACUCGCGAUCGCGAACAGCAAGUUUGGAUUAUAGAUAGAAUGAAGAGACAGUCGCAGCUCUUUCCUUGGGGGUUCCUUUAUACUGCUAUGGAUACACUUCGGAUUAUUUGGCAGCAACGGAAUAGUGCUCAGUCGGAACUUAGCUGGUUGGAGAUUUUGAGGAACCCUCAAGUAACAUUUCUGAUUGUUUAA
Molecule: messenger RNA, 1299 nt
Organism: Fusarium sp. VM40
Lineage: Eukaryota; Fungi; Ascomycota; Sordariomycetes; Hypocreales; Nectriaceae
Source: the annotation of a GenBank genome assembly